AAAUGGAUGAAUGGAACCCGGCGAUGAAGCAAGCGAGCGGCUACAGUAAUGGUUUUCUUGAGACUAGAAGACAGACACCCAAGAAACCCCGGAGUAGGAGAGAGUGGCGGAACUUGAUGUCCAUGUCUUUGGACCGGAAGCGACCGACGAGGGACGCCGCCCAGACGGAAGAAAACGACACGCAGAUGCUUCCGCCCAUCUCAAGGAACUCUGGGAACGGUUCGGGAACAAGAACCGAACCAAGUUCCCCCAGACUCGCGGCGUUACCCCAGAACCACCUCUACAGCCAGAUGAGCGUUUCUAGACUCGGCGUCAACGGGAACACGACUCCUGACGCGACGGUUAAGUCCCAUGUUAGCCAUAGCUUUGACCUUGAUCACAGACAAUUUCCUGUUUCGCACCCUGGGAUACAUCAAGUUGAAGGUCAUACGUUGGCUACUCCUAGUCUUGGGAAAUACGAAAACGUACAAAACACAAACAAAUUGGUUGGAUAUUCACAUCUGAAUUUAGUUAACGAAGCGAGUAAAAAUUCCAACUUUUACACUUUCGAUAAAGAAAGACGUGUCAUCAAAUUUUUAGCCGAAGACAAUUCCUUGCAUCUGUCGCCAACACUGAGGCGUAACAAGGUCCUCUCAACCCAGGCGGCGCCCGCCCAGCGACGCCCCAGCAGGGAGAAGAAACUCGUCUUCAAAAAAUCCAACCUCAAAUCUCCCCCCAAACUCACCGCAUCGGAAGAACCGUUUUCGAUUCGCAGAAAAAUUGAACAAUUCCGGAAAUGGCAUGAGGAACAUUACACCGAUAAACUAAACCUCAUGCGAUUGGAUGCUAAUAAUAGUAACAGUGUGAAUAAAACUUCAACGAAAACAUUCCCCGGUGUCGACUUUACUAAAGUGCUUGAACAAAGUAUAACCCAGAACAGGAAAGAGGAAACAAUUGAAAAUAAAACAGAUAAGAACAAUAACUCUAAAUUUGUUGACAUAACACAAAGAGGACUUGUGACGCAUAUCCGGUUGCGCCCGGAGACGACGUCCACGUGGAAAACAUGGCGGGGUGUCAACGAGAGCUACGCCUACACCAACGUGGAUACCUACAUCCGGGACAAUGAACUUAUGGAUGAGGAGAGGAAGGAGUGGAUUCAGUUGUGGUUACGAGAUGUGAAUUUGGCUAUGGAAGAUGUGGAUGUCGAUGCGAAAGAGUGUCUGCAAUAAAAUAUUUGGUUGCGUCAUGUUUUUU
This is a messenger RNA of Physella acuta, 1233 nucleotides long. RefSeq lists its product as uncharacterized. Lineage: Eukaryota; Metazoa; Mollusca; Gastropoda; Physidae. The record is from RefSeq and is a predicted model, not a curated record.